This is a messenger RNA of Cariama cristata (Red-legged seriema), 489 nucleotides long. Its product is annotated as histone H1-like. The record is from RefSeq and is a predicted model, not a curated record. Lineage: Eukaryota; Metazoa; Chordata; Aves; Cariamiformes; Cariamidae.
AUGACCCACAUGGGAGGCUCCCAAGUUUCUGCUGCUGUGCUGGCUAUCGCGUUUGAAGCGACUGCUGUUGUUGCACAUGCCACCGCUGCUCCAGCCUCUAAGGCAUGGGCUGAGAAGCCGGAGAAGGUGGCAGGAGGAUCCAAAUCCUGCCAGACCCUGUGUCUCCAGGGGGUACAGGAGGACAACAGUUGCUGCAGGCUGGGGCUCGGGAGCCUGGGCAAGGGCAGCACAAGAGGACUUGGUAGUUCCAGCUCCUUUAAACUCAACAACAAGCCAAGAGGAAGCAAGAAGCCCAGAUUAGCUGUGGCUGUGAAGGAAAUUCCAAGGAAAGCCAAGAAACUGGCAGCCACCGUGGCCAAGAAAGCAAUCAAGAGCUUAGAGAAUAUGAAAGCUGACAGACCAAAAAGCAAAGAUCCAGCUAAAGGCAAAACAGUGAAACCCAAGGUUACCAGACCCAAGGCACAGAAAUCGAAAGUGGCCUCAGGCUGA